GGUUACGUACCGUGCUAGAAAAUGUUUCAGUUUUUAAACUCCGAAAAUGGCAUUAAAUUAGCAAAAAACUUUAAAUAUAUAAUAUUGUUGAGUCCUCUGAAGAACCCCAUCAGAGGUUGCAGUACAAAACGAGUUCUGGAACCGGCUUAUAAACCGGCACAGGUUGAAGCUAACAACCGUCGGAAAGUUGUUGAAAAGCCGACAGGAGGUGUUGACGAAGGAAGGAAAUUCAGCUUGCUGCUUCCCCCGCCGAAUGUAACGGGGGAGCUCCAUUUGGGCCAUGCGUUGACUUGUGCCCUGCAGGAUGUUCUGGUGCGAUGGAAGGAGAAACAGGGUUGUGUGGGGUUGUGGAUUCCGGGGAUGGAUCAUGCUGGCAUAGCAACACAGGUGGUGGUGGAAAAGAAGCUGCAGAAGGAACGGAAGUUGAGCAGGCAUGAUUUGGGAAGGGAGCAGUUCUUGCGGGAAAUAUGGGCGUGGAAAGAGGUGAAUGGGGAAAGCAUUCGGGGAGAUUUGAAGGGUAUGGGAAGUCGGAUGGAUUGGGAUAGAGAGUACUUUACCAUGGAUGAACGGCAGACGAGGGCGCUAAAGGAAGCGUUCGUAAGGUUGUUCGAUGGGGGUUUGAUUUACAGGGAUAAAUCGUUGGUAAAUUGGUCGUGUUCGUUGGAAUCGGCGAUUUCGGAUAUUGAGGUAGAGAAUGUGGAGAUUAGUGGGCCGACUCCGGUGGACGUUCCCGGUUAUAGUGGGAAGGUAACGUUUGGAGAAAUGGUCGAUAUAGCAUAUAAGGUGCAAGAUUCCAAAGAGGAGAUCGUGAUUUCGACGACCAGGCCGGAAACGCUGCUCGGAGAUGUGGCGGUGGCUGUGAAUCCGAACGAUGGACGUUAUGGCCAUUUGAAGAACAAUCGGACGAUGCUUUGGCAUCCAGUAAGAAAGGAGGAGAUUCCAUUGAUUUUCGAUGAAAGUGUAGAUCCUGAAUUCGGAACGGGAGCGGUGAAAAUUACUCCUGCUCACGAUCGAUACGAUUACGAUAUGGCGAAGAAGCAUCGACUGCCGCUUGUGGAAGUUAUUGACAGCAAAGGAACGAUUUUGGAGGAUUUUGGACCAUUUUCUAAACUUCCACGAUACGAAGCUCGUACGAAAAUGAUGCAUUAUCUGGCAAACAUUUCGCUAUUGAGGGGUACUAAGCCACACUCUAUGAUCUUGCCUGUUUGUUCCCGCUCGAAGGAUGUGAUCGAGUUCCUACUGAGGCCACAGUGGUUCGUUCGAUGCGAGAAAAUGGCUAGACGAGCUGUCGAAGCAGUUCACUGUGGACAACUUAAAAUCGUUCCGAACAACUUCGAAAAGGACUGGUUCCGUUGGUUGGAGAAUUGCCACGAUUGGUGCAUUUCUCGGCAACUUUGGUGGGGUCAUCGGAUACCUGCGUAUGAGGUGAAGUGUGGUUCAAAUACCACCUGGAUCGCAGCGAGAUCCAUGGAGGAAGCCCAGCAGAAGGCUCAAUUAUUGCUGAAGUCCAAAGAUUUUGAAAUCAUCCAAGAUCCAGAUGUGUUGGACACUUGGUUCUCUUCAUCGCUGCUUCCGUUUUCCGCCUUGGGAUGGCCUGACGAUUCCGACGAUCGAAAGCGAUUCUACCCGUUGGAUUUGAUGGAAACCGGUCACGAUAUCCUGUUCUUCUGGGUUGCACGAAUGGUGAUGUUGGGACAGGAAUUGACAGGACAGCUUCCGUUCAGGGAGAUUUUACUGCACGGAAUCAUAUGUGACGAAAAUGGUAGGAAAAUGUCCAAAAGCUUGGGCAAUGUAAUAAAGCCGAAUCAGGUGGUGCAAGGCAUCUCGCUUGAGAAACUGAAUCGAGAAGCGGAAGCGUCACAUAGGUCGGGAAUUCUUUCGCCUUCGGAGCUGAAGAAAUCCAUUGCUGGCCAGAGGAAAAUGUUCCCUAACGGAAUUCCGGAGUGCGGAACGGAUGCCCUUCGUUUUACGCUGUGCUCGAGCAAUAUAAAGAAUCACUUCAUCAACUUUAACGUCCAGGAGUGCUACACGAACAAGUUGUUCUUCAACAAGAUCUGGCAGGCAACACGCUACACAUUAGGAUGUGCAGAGAAGUUCGAUCCGAAAGGGAAACAGCUUAGCAAAGAUUCUCUAACGGAAAUGGAUCGAUGGAUCCUCAGUCGGCUUAGCAAUACUAUCGCAAGCUUCAGAAGCGCCCUGGAGUCAUACAACUUUCAUCUAGCAACUGCAGCUCUGAAGACGUUCUUCUAUAGCAACUUCUGCGAUGUCUACUUGGAAACGACCAAAGUGCUCAUGAAAGAAGAGCACUACUCAAUAGCCACCAAUCACUGCCUAGUCUUGCAACAGUGCCUCGCCCUGGGUCUGUACCACCUGGAAGUAUUCACCCCUUAUCUAGUCGCCGAAUUGCAACCUCACCUUCCUUCUCCAGACCUCAGCUUCUCACCAGAAGAUUGGAUUGACGCCACUCUGGAAUCGGACAUCGAUCAACUGCUGGAAAUCUGCCAAAGUGUCCGCCAAACAAAAAGUGAAUCCCCCAUCCCGAUCGCUCGGAAGCACAACCCCGUUGUCCACAUCCUGUCCAAGUCGGAUCAAUUGAGCUCGCUUCUCCAACGGCAGGCGGAAAACAUCCGCCAGUUAACCCUCUGCAAUGGAGUUGUUCUGCACCGGAAUGAAGAUGCAUUCAACGCCGGGAAAUUUACUGCCAAAUCAACUGCAAGUCACGUGUGUUCGUUUGGAGUUGUAACGAAUUUGCAGCCGCAACAGAAGCAAGCCGAUAUGGGAAAUAGUAAAAAGCUUGUCAAGUUCGAGAUGGAGCUGGAGCGGCUUUUAGGUACGGUGAACAACGAAGGCUACCGGAAGUCGGCCAGCGAAGCGGUGCAGAGGAAGCAUGCCGAGAGGAUUAAACAACUGAGGGUACAAAUCGAAGACAUGCGAAAGAUAGUGAUUUAGAGUUAGAAUGUCUGAACAGAGGUAAGUGAGAAUAUUGGAUUGUUAAAUUAUUGAAUGUUCAUGAUUGUGUUGAGCUUGCUCUCUAAAGCUAUUCGAAAUUGCCUUGACCUGAUACAGGGAAUCCAAAAAUCGUAUCUUCCGAUGUAGUACGACGAUAGAAAACACUAGUGAACGAAAUCAUGAUCAGUGCACAACUAAGAUCAUGGAUUAUCAUGUUUGUUACACAUGAUGAUCAGCAACAAACAUGAUAAUCCACUGAUAUGAUAACAAUCACUGUGUAAUAUAUCUCGAAAUUCCGACUCUCUAGGAAGCCGCUCU
This is a messenger RNA of Ochlerotatus camptorhynchus, 3267 nucleotides long. It is a transcript of the gene ValRS-m, whose product is annotated as Valyl-tRNA synthetase, mitochondrial. Lineage: Eukaryota; Metazoa; Arthropoda; Insecta; Diptera; Culicidae. Bases 22 to 2949 code for a protein of 975 amino acids. Gene Ontology annotation, biological process: valyl-tRNA aminoacylation. The transcript is spliced from 3 exons. The record is from RefSeq and is a predicted model, not a curated record. Gene Ontology annotation, cellular component: cytosol. Gene Ontology annotation, molecular function: ATP binding; aminoacyl-tRNA deacylase activity; valine-tRNA ligase activity.